Molecule: messenger RNA, 3713 nt
Organism: Thermothielavioides terrestris NRRL 8126
Lineage: Eukaryota; Fungi; Ascomycota; Sordariomycetes; Sordariales; Chaetomiaceae
Exons: 4
Coding region: 198-3491 (1097 amino acids)
Biological process (GO): protein import into nucleus
Cellular component (GO): cytoplasm; nucleus
Molecular function (GO): small GTPase binding; nuclear import signal receptor activity
Source: RefSeq, a predicted model, not a curated record
GCGCUAAGCAGUCCUCUCUCAGUUCCACAUUGGAAAUUGCGCGGUGGGAAAAUUCCAAAUUUUUUUUUUUCUGCCUGGGCUCAGCCUGGGCUCAUCCUUGCGACGAGAAACAUCGCGAUCCCGCCGCCGAUUAUUCCCUUCGUUUUCCCUAUUUCGUGAUACCCUUUUCUUUUGUUUUAUAUCGAGGGUGCGACACCAUGGAUCAGCAGAGGUUGGCAGCGCUCCUGCAGGAGUCGCAAGUCCCCGACACGCAGAACCUGAAAGCCGUCACGGCCGAGCUCCAGAAGAACUACUACUCGCACCCCGAGUCCCUCCUUCUGCUCAUUGAGAUCGUCGCAACCCACCAGGAUGUGAACGUGCGGCAGCAGGCAGCCGUGCAGGCCGCCCGCCUUGCUGUGAAGCACUGGGAGAAGAUCCCCAAGGAGCAGAAGCCCGCCGUGCGCCAGCACCUCGUCCAGGCCACCAUGAACGAGCAGACCCCCAAGGCCCGCCAUGCCAACGCACGCCUCGUCGCCGCCAUCGCUGCGCUCGAUCUCGAGGACGGCGAGUGGCCCGAUCUCGUCCCAGCCCUCUACAACCUCGCCACCAGCAACGAGGUCAGCCAACGUGAGGUUGGCUCCUACAUCAUCUUCAGCCUGCUGGAGGAGAACCCGACGUCCUUCUCCAACGACAUCGACAAGCUCCUCGAGCUGUUCAGCCGUACCUUGCGCGAUCCCCAGAGUGCCGACGUCCGGAUCAACUCGAUGAUGUCGAUCGGCGCCAUGUUGCUCAUGUUCGAGCCGCUCGAGGACGAGGAGUCCGUCGCCAAGCUCCAGACGCUGAUCCCUUCCAUGGUCGACGUGUUCAAGGACGCCGUUCAGUCCGGCGAUGACGAGAAGACGGGCCAGGCCUUCGAGGUGUUCCAACAGUUCCUCGCCUACGAGUCGGCGCUGCUCGGCAAGUACCUCAAGGACCUUGUCCAAUUCAUGAUCGACCUCGCUGCGAACAAGCAGGCCGAGGACGACGUCCGGGCACAAGCCCUCGCAUUUCUCGCGCAGACUGUGCGCUACCGCCGCAUGAAGAUCCAGGGCAUGAAAGACAUGGGCCAGGAGCUCACCCAGAAGAGCUUGUUGAUCCUCACCGAGAUCGGCGACGAUGAGGACGAUGACGACAUGGGUCCGGCCAGGUCGGCUUUAGCCCUUCUCGAUCAGCUGGCCAACGACCUACCGCCCCGCCAGGUGAUCGUUCCGCUGCUCGACGCGCUCCCCAACUUUGCGACGUCCAGCGAGCCUGGCUACAGGAAAGCAGGCAUUCUUGCCUUGGGCACCGUCGUCGAGGGUGCGCCUGACUUUAUCGCUUCACAAGUUAAGUCCAUCAUGCCUCUUGCAAUCAACUUGCUGAACGAUCCCGAUGUCGGCGUGCGGCACACGGCCCUCAUUGGUCUCGCCCGUCUGGCCGACGACAUUGCGGAGGAGCUCUCGGCCUACAACGAGCCCAUCAUGGCCGCGCUGGUAAAGAAUCUGCAAGCCGCCAUGGCCCCCACGGCCGAUGAGAAACUGGCCAAGAAGAACAUCGAGAUCAUCCGCUCCGUUUGCGGUGCCCUCGAUGCCAUGUCUGAAGGUCUCGACGCCGAGUUUAUGCAGCAGCAUGCCAGCGAGCUGAUCAGCAAUAUCGGCGCCCUCAUUACCCACGACGACUACAAGGUCAAGGUCGCCGCCUCGGGUGCUAUCGGCGCGAUUGCCGAGUGCCUUGGCGAGGGCUUCAAGCCCUACUUCGAGCAGACGAUGCACGCCCUGGGACCGUAUCUCACCAUCAAGGACUCGGAGGACGAUCUCUCCCUGCGGAGCGGUGUGUGCGACUCGAUCGGCCGCAUCGCCACCGCCGUCGGUGCCCAGGCUUUCCAGCCCUACGUGGUCGACUUGAUGAGGUCCAGCGAGGAGGCUCUGCAGCUUGACAACUCGAGGCUCCGCGAGAGCAGCUUCAUUCUGUGGAGCUCGCUCGCCAAGGUCUACGAGAAGGACUUCGCGCCUUUCCUUCCCGGCGUGUUCAAGGGCCUCUUCGACAGCCUGAAGCUGGAGGAGGAGGAGAUCAAGCUGACGCUCAGCGAGGAGGAGAAGGGCAUCGUCGGCACUGACAACGAGGUCAUCACCGCGGGCAAGAAGCUCAAGAUCAAGGGUGCCGAGGACGAUGACGAGGACUGGAUGGAUGAUGAUGACGAUGACGACUACGAGGACUUUGGCGUAUCGGUGGAAGCGCUUGAGAAGGAGGUUGCCAUCGAGAUCCUCGGCGAUGUCAUCACCUACGCCUGCGGCACGCACGAGAUCACCGAGUAUCUCGAGAGGGCCGUCGAGGCCAUCUCCCCGCUCGCCGAGCACUCGUACGAAGGCUGCCGCAAGGCUGCCAUGGCUACCCUGUGGAGAUCCUUCGCCCGCGUCUGGCAGCUUAUGGAGCAGGAGACUGGCACCAACUGGGAGCCCGGUCUUCCGCUCAAGCAAACCCCAUCCGUUACGUUGGUCAAGCUCGGGGAGAUCGUGUCCAAGGCGACCCUCGCGCUCUGGCAUGAGGAGGGCGAUCGGUCCGUGGUCACCGAGAUCAACCGCAACGUCGCGGCUACCCUCAAGUCGUGCGGCCCUGCUAUCCUCGCUCAGGAGGAGUUCAUGAAGGAGGUCGUCACCGUCAUCUCGACCAUCAUUACCCGGUCCCACCCGUGCCAGCAGGACCUCGGCGACGAGGAUGAGGAGCAGGAAGUGGAGGGCACCUCCGAGUACGACUGGCUCGUCAUCGACACGGCGCUCGAUGUCGUGAUCGGCCUCGCCGUCGCCCUCGGUCCCGGCUUCGCCGAGCUCUGGAAGAUCUUCGAGAAGCCCAUCUUGAAGUUCGCGGCUUCCGAGUCGGAGAACAUUGAGCGGUCUACCGGUGUCGGCGUCAUCGCCGAGUGCGCAGCCAACAUGGAGGCUGCCGUGACGCCUUACACCGAGAGGCUCCUCAAGCUUCUACUCAAGCGCCUUUCCGACACGGACCUCGAGACCAAGAGCAACGCUGCCUACGCCACCGGUCAGCUCAUCUACAACUCGACCGACAGCAAUACCUACCUGCCGCACUACCCCACCAUUCUGCAGAAGCUUGAGCCUAUGUUGCACAUCCAGGAGGCGCGCAUCAAGGACAAUGCGGCUGGCUGCAUCUCGCGCAUGAUUAUGGCGCAUCCGGAUCGGAUCCCACUUGGCGAUGUUCUUCCCGCCCUCGUCGGCCUGCUUCCCCUCAAGGACGACUACGAGGAGAACUCGCCCGUUUACGAGUGCAUCUUGAAGCUUUAUGAGUCGAACGAGCCCACCAUCCAGCAGCUGGCGCCGAAGCUGGUCCCCGUCUUGGAGGCGGUGCUGAGCCCGCCGACGGAGCAGCUCGACGACGAGACGCGCGAGGUCGUCCGCAAGAUCGUCUUCUUCCUCUACAACGCGAAGCAGGACCUCUUCAGCGCCAACCCGAACGUGCUGAAGCUCGCCGGCGUCGCUUAGACGCGGGAUGCGCGUGUGGACAGGCUUUGCGGGUGUUGGAAGUGGCGCGGGAAUGGGCGGACAUCGCACGAUGACUCAGGAUGCCCCGGAUGAGUGAUGAGUUCCGACCUGAUGAUGACGUAGAUUAGAAUGCGGGCUGGCUUAAUGGGUGGUUGCAUCGGUUUGGGGUUGCUGGGGUAUGGGAGCUAUAAAAGUUUUGGGGAGCCAGUUGUAUGUAGAGGC